AGAUGCAACAAAAAGAAAACAACAACGGACAGUUAUAUUGCUACCAGAAAGCAGAAGAAGCAGCGAUGUCACGACUCUUUUUACCAAAUCGUUUUUGUGCCAAAUGUUCCCUAAUAACAGCGCGUGGGUAUAAUGCAUUUCCGCCGCGAGCCGUAGCGCGUUACAAGCAGCAUCAGUCAGAUAAACUGAGUGCUUUUAUUCAACAGAGACGAUAUGGCGGAGAGGCAAAUCCAGCGUUUUUUAAAUACAGGUCAAAGUCCCGGAUUUGGGUAUGUGGGGUCGGUGUGGGGAUUGCUAUAGCUGUCGGGUUGAAAUACAACGCAGACACAUCCAGCAGUUCCUGUGAUGAUACAGUGAAGGAGGCUCAGAGGACUGAUCGAUACAGCGCUGCCAUAAAAGUUAGCAGGGACCUGGUGGAGCGGAUCAAGGAUGAGGUCGGGGCUCCAGGCCUGGUGGUGGGGGUCUCUGUAGAUGGCGCUCAUGUCUGGAGUGAAGGGAUCGGUUAUUCUGAUUUGGAGAAUCGUGUGCCAUGCGGCCCAGGAACAGUGAUGCGAAUCGCCAGCAUCAGUAAACCCCUCACCUCUGCAGCUGCUGCACGGCUCUGUGAGGAGGGGAAACUGGAGCUUGAUGUCCCUGUCCAGAAAUAUGUCCCAGAAUUCCCCCAGAAACAAUUUGAUGGAGAGGAUGUCACAAUAACCCCUCGAAUGAUUCUGUCCCACCUGAGUGGUAUCCGGCAUUAUGAGAAGGAUGCUAAGAAAGUGAGGGAGGACAGGGAGAAAGCAAAGCGUCUGUUGAAGGCAGAAAAGAAAGAGGAUGAGAAGAGCACAUCAGAAAACAAUGAUAAACGUGCAACUGAACAAGAAAACAAAGGCAAAGAAGCCACUAAGGCUCAGAAGAAAAAAGAGUUUGAACACGAGGAAUACUACUUAAAGGACAACUUUGAAGACGUCACUCACGCCUUGGACCUCUUCAAGGAUGACCCACUCAUUUUCAAACCUGGCACCACUUUCCUGUACUCCACCCAUGCCUUCACCCUGCUUAGUGCUGCUAUGGAGCGCGCUGCUGGAAAGCACUUCCUUGACGUUAUGAUGAACAUGUUCCGUGAGCUGGGAAUGCUCAACACUGUUCCCGAUGAGAAUGACCCUAUUAUUUACCACCGCUCCAGAUAUUAUCAUCUCAACAAGAGAGGACGUGUUGUGAACUGCCCGUACGUAGACAACUCCUACAAGUGGGCAGGAGGUGGUUUCCUGUCCACCGUGGGGGACCUGCUGCUGUUCGGUAACGCUCUGCUCUUCAGCUACCAGGCGGCCCACCUGAAAGACACUGAGGGCUUGCUCCCUGGCUUCCUCAAACCUAAUACUGCUAUAGAUCUGUGGGCACCAGCUGACAGGACAGAGGCCAGCUGGGACAAAGAUGGAUUGUAUGCUCAAGGCUGGCUGGUAGUGGAGAAACUACAGAAGUACAGCCAGUGCAGGAAGCGCAGACACUACGUUUCACACACAGGAGGCGCUGUGGGGGCUAGCAGUGUCCUCCUGGUGCUACCCAGUGAGGAGAAAGAUGAGCACCGAGGACAGACCACUCCUCUCCCAAAGGGGGUGGUGGUCACCAUCAUCGCUAACAUGCAGUCUGUGGGACUCAACGGCACAGCACUGAAAAUUGCACAUGAGUUUGACAAAGCCAAAAGACUCUAAGAGUAAGUUGUUUACAGACAUGUUUAUAUUUCACCGAAAAGUAUUCAAACCCAUACAUGACAUUUUAAUAACUCUAUAAAAAACAGUUCACAGGAUGUUAUUGAAAUUCAAUAAAUAUUAAACUUACAAAUAUGUCAAGUUGCCACUAGGUGGAAGCAGUUUCCUAUGUGCCAUAGCAAAAAGACCUCACUGGCUCGUGGUAUCAGUUUGUUGGCCUAAUACAAGGGUUUAUGUAUAUCUAUCUUUUAAAAACUAACACAAAAAUAUGUAAAUAUAUAUUGUUCUGCAUUUGAAGCGAAAAUAACAACCUUUCACAAUGGAAAGAGACCGUUGGCCAUUUAAAGUACCAUGGUCCACCGCAAAAAUCUCCAUGUUACACGUAGUGAUUUCUUGGGUCCAUCCUGAACAGAUAUUUCCCCAUAACAACUUCAAAUGCUUUGGGAAAAACCCUGUUGUGUGUUGACCUAAAACUCUUAUCAAAAGGGAUUUUACUCUUUGCGAAGUGUUAAAAUUGACUUCAAUCACAAAUACAAUCCCGACUUUGUCUUUGAAGAAAAUGGACAGUUUCCGGUUUCAAUGCCUGUAUAAGUGUGCUGCAAAACUAGUUUAUAAAUGAUGUUGAGAAUUUUACCAAAACAUA
Gymnodraco acuticeps is the source of this 2331-nucleotide messenger RNA. It is a transcript of the gene lactb, whose product is annotated as lactamase, beta. The transcript has 6 exons. The record is from RefSeq and is a predicted model, not a curated record. Lineage: Eukaryota; Metazoa; Chordata; Actinopteri; Perciformes; Bathydraconidae. The coding region runs from base 3 to 1691 and encodes 562 amino acids.